This is a messenger RNA of Candidula unifasciata, 1761 nucleotides long. NCBI's taxonomy places the organism in Eukaryota, Metazoa, Mollusca, Gastropoda, Stylommatophora, Geomitridae. The record is from the annotation of a GenBank genome assembly.
AUGGCAGCCCCCGUUGGACAAUGUGAGCUCUUACUGCUGACUGGCUGCAACAGCUAUGAUGACUCAGAUUUGCCAGAUGCUGUCAAGAUGUUUCUAAACGGCCACUAUGAGGCUGUUCUGAGCUCGGACAUAUCCAGAUUGAUCUUGGUUGGAGAAAGUGAUGAUUUAGCGAGUCGUUCAGAUGCGUUUGGUUGUUUCAUAAAACAGAAUGUUGAACAUCUAGCUGUACAGCAGGAGACCGCGGAAGAGCUGAGGUCUCUGCAGGUGUUGACCGUUGCUGCUGCUUGUCUUCAGCUGUUUAUACAGAACAACUGGCUGGGACCACCCACAUCCACAUGUCCACUGGAGUUUUGUCACAAGUCUUUCCACAACAGGGUCAAGGAUGUGGAGACCGAGGCCCUGGAUGACCUGGCCACGGAUGGCGAGACUGUCUACUCCAAGUCCAGACACCUGAUCUACUUGUAUAUUGCCAGAUGUCUCUUGGUUGACUGCAGGUCAUGUUUUACUCCCAUUCAGACCUGGGACUGGUGGGUCCUGCGAUGUUUGAUGACACAACAGCAUCUGCUGUCUGAGAGAUCUCCCACCUUGAAAGAAACUGUCUCGCAGCUGAUAGAUGACAUUUCUACUAGAGAGCCCAUGAUGACAGAUGAAUCCAACAGAGAUAUCCACAUCAUGUUCCAUGUUGAGGUAGGCCAUGCCCUCAACACUUACUUUGAGUACAAGAGAGCUGCUGAGCACUUUGAUUCUGCCAGGAAAAUUUCAGGCAUUCAGGUCAAACUGACAGGGGCCAUGGGCAAGAGAACCCGGUUCCAGGAGUCUGACACAGCACAGCUGGUGCUCCAAGUGCUCAAGGAGAACACGGAGGAGCAGGAGAAUGGGGAGCACAUUGUUGUCAAGCCUGCCUGUUUACCCAAGAACCUGCCACUUGAUGAUGAUACUGUCUUGAAUGAGGUCAAGUUUGCAGAUGAUUCAGUCCUGGUAUCCCCCAGGUUGUCCUCCAUUGAACAAGUGUUGAUUCUUGGACUGAUGGAGAGUUACAGACGCAGUCGAGCUCAGGAGAGGUUGACAGAUGAAGAAGUUCUUACGUAUAUAUCUUUUCUCCUGUCUCACACCAACAACUGGAAUGUGUCUGUGUGUGCCUUGAAUCUGAGGUCAAAGCUGGAAAGAGAAAACCGGAGACGGGUGGAGAGAUCUAUGAUGCAGUUGGAGGAGCUGGUGAAAACUGCACUGACUCCGGAUGGGUCGCCAGACAUCAGUUGUCGCAUUCCAUUGUUUUAUGCUUGCAAUGUUGCGCCAGUUUGGACUGUACAGCGAGACUUGGCCUCUUUAUUAUUGUCACUGGGCUGUACAGGAAGUGCGCUUGAUGUCUUUGAGAAACUGGAAUUGUGGGAUGAUGUCAUUGCUUGUUAUCAGAAACUAGGCAAACGAGAAAAGGCAGAGUCCGUGAUCAGAGAGCAGCUUGCCGUCAAGGAGACACCAAAUCUGUUGUGUUACCUCGGAGACGUCACCCGGCAGCUAGAGCCUUAUCAGCGAGCCUGGGAGCUGUCUGGUCACAGAAACGCUCGCUCCAUGAGGUGUAUGGGCUACAUCCAUUUCCAGGAAGAGAAGUUUGAGCAAGCCAUUGAAUGUUUUGCAACAAGCUUAAAAAUCAACUGCCUACAGAUUCCAGUGUGGUUCACAUAUGGUUGUGCUGCCAUGGCCUGUCAGAAGUUUGAGGUCGGAGCCAAAGCCUUCAGACAGUGUGUUUCUAUUGACUACGAU